Molecule: messenger RNA, 3556 nt
Organism: Zalophus californianus (California sea lion)
Lineage: Eukaryota; Metazoa; Chordata; Mammalia; Carnivora; Otariidae
Gene: CNPY1
Product: canopy FGF signaling regulator 1
Cellular component (GO): endoplasmic reticulum
Source: RefSeq, a predicted model, not a curated record
AUGCAAACUUCCUACUUUGAUCAGCAGAGGGUGGAGGGGGAAAAAGCCCGCAGAGGCCCGGCCGCGGCGCGUCCGCGGCGCCCUUGGCGGGUCCCCGCCCCCUUCCGGAAGGAGCCGCGGGGACGCAGCAUCCUGCACCUUGACCUGUCUAGACGGGCCCCGAGUUUUUGUGUCGGUUACCAAGGGCGAGGGGUGCUCUUUGACCCCCGCGCGGGGCGGAGGUGGUGGCCAGAGGGUCCUGAAUCCUCGCCGGAUUCCGGAGGGAGCCGGGCGCGCGGAGACCGGCACCAGCUGUCCCCAGAGCCCGCGGCCGCGCCCGGGGCCGCCCUGCCCGCCCCUCUCCCCCGGCGCCCGCGGAUCGCCUUAGCCCACUCGGAGGCUUUCCUAGCAGACCUGUUGGAUGGAGUGUGUGAGCGGAUGAACGACCACAAGCUGGAAGAAGACCCCGUGACCAAGGAGAAGGCGUUUAAGAGAUUUGCCCCAAGGAAAGGAGACAAAAUAUACAAAGAAUUUUAAAAAUUCUGUUUUUAUUCUGAUGCUUACAGACCUUUGAAAUUCGCGUGCGAAGCCAUAAUAGAGGAGCAUGAAGACGGAAUAUUCUCACUUAUCGCCCAGGAGGCACACCACCUCGCUGACAAGCUGUGCAGUAAAAAGGCAGACCUCUGUGAAACCUAUGCUGAGCAAAUUGAGCUCUAGGAUACCGGUGCUACCAGGUAGUGGGGAGGAGAGCCACAGCCCACAGGUCACCGUCUGUGCUCAUAUCUUUAUGUUUCUUCAUGAAAAGAAAGGCUAUGUCUCGUUCAUACCAUGUCAUCUCAUGUAGGACAUUUUAUUGAAAAUCUCUUGUUUGGCAUCAUGACAAACCUGGUUCUUUCUACAGGGGAGGCUGAGGAGUGCAUAAAACAAAGUACCUUUGUGGAUUUUGGUACAGACAGGGUUGGGAGUAAAGCAUUUAAUUUGGUAAUAAGAAAAAAGUGAAACCAUUUUAAGGAUUUGAUAAUGCAUACUGUAUAUUUUAUGCAUGUCUACAAGUAUCCCGUUCUAUUUGAUAAGAACUUGAUUUGAUUUCUUAAAUACUUGAUUGGUCAUGAAUUUAAGAAAAUAUGUUGCCACAAAUUCCAGAUUAUGUCUUCCAGGAUAUAUAUGGUGGUCAAUAAAAGAAACAAACUAACUUUAGAUCAGGAAUGAAAAUCAAAUUUCCAGCUUUAAACCCUAAGUUUAAAAACUUUUUAAUCUCUAAAAUGUAAUUGAAUGUAUAAAAAAUAAUGAAUAUUUUCAUAGCAAGCAGUACGAUGGCCUUCUCCUGCAGACCUUCUGAAUUGAGAUGAUUCAGAGAGUCGAUUUUUUAUCACACUGCGUGUUCUUCAAAGAUGACACCAAUGACCAUGUUUUGUUUUGCUGCAAACUCUAUUGCGUGUGUGUGUUUUUUGAAAGACUUCAGCUAACAGCAUGUAUAUUUUGCUGCUAACUAACCUAUUAUUCUCCCAAUUUGGGUGUUUUCAUUGGUGUGGAGAUGAAGGGGAGGUGGGACCUUAUGAAAAGUUACCUAUUGACCACACUUAAUACCAGAACGUAGUAAUCAUAUUGCUCUUGGAUAUUUCAUUGUCUCUGUUAAAUUUACAUUCAGUGGAAUCUGACUUUAAUUAUUUAACAUGUCAGGGCAUAUUCUACACACUUCUCUUUAAAAAGAAAUGCUCAUUGUUGGUGGUGAGAAUUUACAAGGUAGGAUGAGAUAAAUUCUGCCCCCAAAGAGCAAAAACCAUCUUGCCAUGUGUUCCAUCAUUGCCUAGAAAACACUCAGCUGAGGCUUCGGGGAGGGGAUAGUUCUGAAACUUAGGAACAUUUACCAAAAUUAAGAGGAAGCAGUUUCCACUUUUCUCCUUCUUCCACCCCACUUCUUACUAGAAGUCAGAAUUUUAAAUUCAUGCCAGUUGUUUGUUUGGGGAAACGGAAAGGCUCGUGAUGUUUGGACGCAUCUAUAGCCAGGUAACGAGGACAGACCCUACAUGCUAUAGCCCAGGAAACCUGCACUGAUAGAAAAUGGAAAUAGGAUUUCAGAAUAAUUAGCACCAUUUUUCAGUCAGGUAGUAAAGUUGUGAUUUACAACACAGUCCCUACAUCUUUAUGUAAACCUGUCUAUCUAAGAUUAAUUCAGCAUUUCGAAUAGCGCCGAGUCAUGAACCUCUCCUGAACUUGGGCUUCCUUGGUACGUGCGCUGCCCAGGAACCUGAUUCCUUCAUGAGAAGAUGGCCAAGGCCGUGGCUGGCAAGUGCCCCUGGAGCUGGACAUCUGUGACUGUGGAAGUGUGACCUCAGGCUUCCCAGAUUCUCACUGGUAACUGUUACAGAUUCUCAGAUGCGGACACUGCUAAUGCUGAGCACACACUGUACACGAAUGUGGGGUCCUGCUUAGCAACCUAAGUGAACAUGAGGACUCCGCCUUCCUUCCCCCACGGAAGUUUCUCGUGGAUGGUGAUGCGCUUGCUUUGACUGGAGCGAACCACGCAUCUUGCCUCUAAUAGUGAACAUCGAAGGUUUCGCCGAAUUUGGCUUUUCAGUUGUUUCUUAUUUCCCAGGAAAAAUAGUCUUGUCUCUUCCAAGAUUUUUGGUAGCUCAUGACUUAUCGACUUUUCCUUUCCAGAAAUUUGUUUCCAGCGCAAGCUUGUUAAACUCACGUAAAUACUGCAGCUUACUGAGUUACUGAUUAAAUGUAUGUUUGAGGGAUAGACACAAACCACCGCAUUUCUUAUGGCUGCAAAUAUUCGGGAGUUUCCCUGUAGGGCACAGUCAGGCUGUGCACUUUUGCUAAUGAGCAAUAAUGAGACAGAGUAGUUGCUCGCUUUAGCGUCCCUCUGAGUCACAGUCCUGCCUUCUUAAUGACGUUUAUUGACCAAACCAAAACAAAGCAAAAAGCCUGGGAAAAAUAAAAAAGGCAGCACCCAGAGUAUGGCACAAAAGUUUCUCAGAGUCAAUGAAAAGCAACCUAAUUCUGGGUCAGAAAAUUCCUUGGAGGAAAAAAGCGGGGGGUGUGAUGCUCAUUAAAAUAACAGGGAGAGUAGACACGUUUGAGGCAAGUGGUUUCAAGUUGUGCUUUUAUGAGACAGGUUCUUUGGGUCUCCCUGGAAGACUCUGGGAACCUGUUCUUAUAAAAAGAAACCAAAUUGGCUGAGACGCACUGUUUAUAUUUUGUUAUGUGGAUUACUACUUGCUAAGAAUAAGCCAAGACCAAUGAAUCCAUUUCACCGAGGAGUGGAAAGUGGAAUUGAGCCAAAGUCCCAAAUGGGAGAGAUCAAUACUUUAUUUACUAAGACAAGCCCUAAAAAAAAUAGAGUCAAUAGCUGGUUAUAUUUGUUCUACCUAUUUCUCUGCUUGGGUUGAUAGUUAUUCAUAUAUGUAAUGGCUUUAUCUAAUUAAAAAAAUUUUAAACUAUCACUCUUAAAAUUCAGAUUAUAAUGGAAUAUGAGAAAAAGCCAUUCUUUGAUGUGAUUUUGUGGCCUGUUUUAAGAUUUGAUGCAAAUUUUUGAGCUAAUCUUAAAUGAGUUAAUCUUAAAUCUUGA